AUGGAGCCACCAGCAGUGUUUGAUCGAAUUGCAAGAAAAAACAGUGCUCUAACUGAAAUUGUCGUUGAGACCUACAACAAAGAUAUUACUGGUCAUUUGCACCACCGACAUAGCAACAACAACAAUAGUACAACAAUAUAUACAAAAGAUACACAAAACAACGACGACAUUGGUAGUAAUUAUAAUAAUAAUAAUCAUAUGGAAGAUAGAAACAUUGAUACUAGUAGUAGUAUCAAAACAGCAACAGCACUAGACGAUGACGAUGAAGAGAUUGUAUUAUUUGAUAGCAAACAUAAACAACAACAACAACAACAACAACAACAUUAUGUAUUGAGUGAAAAAGUAAUCAUACACAAUAGAACUCCAAUGAUCAUUUCAAACUCUGGGCAAACUCCUCAACACCCUACUACGCGACCAACUAGAAUGAGCAUUGAAUUUCUUACAAUCUCAGAGACAAACGACGAAGAAGACGAGGAAAAAGAACGAGAAAAGAAUAACAAUGGCAACGACGGUCAAGACAUACCACUGGAUGUAAAUCAAGAAAAGAAGGUGGAGGAGGAAGAGGAAGGACUAGAAGAGGAAAGACUAGAGAAAGAGGAGGAGGAGGAGGAGUUGGAACAAAAGGAGGACUUUAUUAUUCAAGUAAACUUUAAUGAACCUCACACUGGAUUGAUUCUAUACGACAAUUAUGGAUUCCUCAUUGACCAAGAACUUGUACAAACACAUAUCAUUUUCAAGGAUAAAUUCUCACUUUUAGAAUCUCAAAGAAAAGGUUUAUGGUUGGAACAUAUCGAAUCUUCACCAACUGCAUUCCAAGAUUUAUCAUUACCUACUAAUAAUAAUAAUAAUAAUAAUAAUCAAAAUAAUAAUCAAUAUAAUAAUAAUAUUAAUAUUAAUACUACUAAUAAUAAUAAUAAUAAUAAUGAAAUCAAUCAAACAUAUACAACAUCUUCAUCCAAUAAUCAUACAUUUAUAUCAUUGUUGUACCAAUCACAAAGAUUAAAAGAGUCACCAUCACCAUUUAAACAUAUGAUUAGAAAAGGAGUUCCCUCAGACUUUAGAGCCAUUGUAUGGCUUAGAUGUUCUGGUGGUUAUAGUCGUCUCUCAAAAUAUCCCGAUGAAUACUAUAACAUAUUGGAGCAAUACAAAGAUAAAACGUCGAUAGCAACCAAACAAAUCGCUAUGGACAUUGACAGAACAUUCCCAGAUCAUAAAUAUUUAAAUACUCAAGAACACAUGGAAAAAUUAUCAAAUGUUUUAGUUGCCUAUUCUUGGAGAAAUCCAAAAUUGGGAUAUUGUCAAUGUAUGAAUUUUAUAGCUGGAUUCUUAUUAAUAUUUAUGAGUGAACAUGAAGCAUAUUGGACAUUGGUUUCUAUUAUAGAGGAUAUUUUACCACCAGAGUAUUUUUCGAGUACAAUGAUCGAUCUAAGUGUCGAUGUAAGAUUCGUUUUUGACGAACUUUUACUCAAGAAAUUGCCAAGACUUCACAAACACUUUUCCAAACACAACCUAUCGCUUCCAUUGAUCAUAUCAAAAUGGUUCCUUUGUUUAAUGGCAACUGCCACCCCUACUGAAACUACAUUCCGUAUUUGGGAUGUAUUCUUUAGUGAGGGGUCAAAGGUUUUAUUUAGAAUCGCAAUUGCUCUCUUUAAGAUGAACGAAGAAAAACUUUUAACUUGUCUUGACUAUAAUACUUUAUAUAAUCUAAUUCGAAAAAUACCUUCACAUGCCUAUGACGCAGACACACUUAUCGAUGUAUCAUUUAACAAAUUGGGUUCAUUCCCAAUGAACAAAAUCCAACAAAAGAGAAAAGAAAGUAAAGUAAUCGUAACCAAUGAGUACCUUAAUUUCCAAAAGCUUAGAAUGCAAGGACAAGCCAAUAAUGCUGCCAAAAGACAAUCUCAACAAAUACCAACCGAAUUAGGUUAA
Molecule: messenger RNA, 1929 nt
Organism: Cavenderia fasciculata
Lineage: Eukaryota; Evosea; Eumycetozoa; Acytosteliales; Cavenderiaceae
Exons: 3
Coding region: 1-1929 (642 amino acids)
Source: RefSeq, a predicted model, not a curated record